Molecule: messenger RNA, 5739 nt
Organism: Plenodomus lingam JN3
Lineage: Eukaryota; Fungi; Ascomycota; Dothideomycetes; Pleosporales; Leptosphaeriaceae
Biological process (GO): phospholipid catabolic process
Cellular component (GO): intracellular membrane-bounded organelle
Molecular function (GO): phosphatidylinositol binding; D-type glycerophospholipase activity
Source: RefSeq, a predicted model, not a curated record
AUGUCGUCCCAGUCACGCAGCCCACGGUCCACUUCUCCAGCGGCUGGCACGGGCAAAGAAGACGGGCCACGGAUGCUGUCGCCGCUGCGAGAGGGGCUGACUUCGCAAGAAGCAGCCGGGCAGAUGCAUCUUCCCUCUCCCUCAAAUGGCGGCGCCCCCAAGAUCAUGCGCUCUGCCCCCACUGGGUCGCCCAUGUCGGCCAAAGAGCCCAGCGAGUUCCCCUUCCACGCGCCCGCCACCAUAGCCAAUGGCACUGUCGGCCCCAUUGCCACCAUCGAGCCCCCUCCUGUCAGAGCGCCGAAGCCCUCGUCGCACACAUCGAAUGGCUCCACCGGGUCCUACUAUCCCCCCUUUGCCCCUGUUUCCCGACAACCCACCGGCGACGGCGCCGGUGGAGGGGAAUCGGACGUGCCACGCGAGCGCAAGAGCGUCCAGUUUGCCCGCCCAAACAACUACAACAAUACGACGGACCCGCUGCCAGCAAGCUCACGCCAACAGUCAUGGGAGGCUACCGAGGGCGAGACUGAAGGCAAAGGCAAAGAGAGGGAGCGAGAGAGGCAGGGCAGCUCGUCACUCAUAGGCAAGCUGAGGGCGCUGGCAUCGCCCAUGCAGGGACAUGGUCGGAGCCUGAGCGCCUUGACGGGAGCCUCCUUGGGGCCCGACACCUCCCCCCAUGGCCAGCUCUCCCCAACCUCGGAGCGUGACGAACCUCGCUAUGACGGCGCACACGACAGCGAAGCGGAUGCAGACGGCGAGUCGAGUGCGGGCGAAGGGGGCUCACGCCUGCCCAGACGGCGCAAGAGGACCCGGCGCUGGUUUGAUGGCGAAGGUGAGGGAACACAAACGGCCCCUACAACCCCAAAGCAUACAGGCCCUUCCUUCUUCUCGCGCGACUCGCCCAGCGGCACGCCAACAUCCUCACGGCCUGCCUUUUUGCGCCGUGGCACAAUGGACAACAUACCCGAAACCGACCGCCAGGGCUACUCGGAAGACGAGGGCCGCUCGCGCAUAGCCAAGGAGAGUGCGUGGUCGCGAGGCCUGCACAGUGCCAGGGGGCUGUCGUAUGGGGGUCUGCGCAGACACGAUCCAAACGCUGAGGAAGAGACCGCAGAACAUCGCCCGGGCCAGCGGCGUGCCAUUACCGCUUUUAAGGGAGCGGCCGGCGAGACGCAGCCUUCUCCGUGGCGUAUGCGCAGUGAGCGCACUUCUAGUUUGAGUGCGCAGAAAUGGAAGUCGAUCAAGAACAGCCUGAAGCUACUCGGCAACAGGGCCAAGGCAGAACGGCAAGUCGACCAUGCAAAGUCGGCAGAGCUCAUGGCCGAACUGCUGGCCGGAGCGCCUGCUGCUCUGUUCCUGGCCAGCAUGUUCCAGCGCGAUGAGCAUGGUCACAAGCGCAUACCCGUCCUUCUCGAGCAGCUCAAAGUCACCAUCAGUGACCCCGACAAGUCCAAGGUGGACAAGAAGCAGGACAAGGAUGGCGACCGACAUACCGCUCUGCGCUUAGAGCUUGAGUAUGGAAGUGGCAUGACGCGCAUGAAGUGGGUAGUCUACAGAACUGUCACCGACUUUGCAAACCUCCAUCUCAAGUUCAAGAUUCAAGAAAAGCAAGACUCCUUCCGAAACCGACCCUCGACUCGCGCCAAAGAGAUCAAAGACAAGGCCAAGGAUGGUGACAACGAAGAGGAAGACAAGGUGGAUCCACGCACCAAGCUUCCGCGCUUCCCCAGAAGUGUCAUGCCCUACCUCCGAGGUCUCCGUGGUUAUGGUAGCUUGGAAGAGGAAGAGGAGGAGGAGGAGGAAGAUCCUGCUGCUGCUAGCGGGCCCGACGGUGAUGCCAGCGCCACCGAUCGUCCUGGACGCUCCAGGCGCAACAAGUCAUCCUCAUUCCUCACACGCCGCAAGUCUAGUAUAAGUGGGACGCAACCCCCCGGUACGCCUGGCCAAUCUGCUGCAGCCCGUCAGGGUAGUGUCGGGGGCGCACCAGGGCCAUUGCAAAUCAAGCAGAACCACCACGAGCGACAAAGAAAGAAGCUCGAAGCCUACCUCCGAGGUCUCAUGACCUAUCUCAUCUUCCGACCCGACAGCAACCGCCUGUGCAAGUUUCUGGAGCUCUCUGCUCUCGGUGUACGGCUCGCCGCAGAGGGAGGCUAUCAUGGCAAGGAAGGGUACAUGAUGAUCAAGUCUUCAAAGGGCGUUGAUAACCGUAAAGCUUGGGCCAAGAUACCCAAGAUGAAUCGGCAUUGGCCCAAGUGGUUUUUGGUCAGGCAUAGCUAUAUCGUCUGCGUAGACUCACCGGAAGAGAUGAACGUGUACGACGUCUUCUUAGUCGAUGCAGACUUCAAAUUGGAAUCCAAGUCUGGCAGGAUACGAGACAAAAAGGCCAGAGACAUUGCCAGCGAAGCAAAAGCAUCGGCAACAGGUCAUCACCAGCUCAAGCUAUCCAACUCUGAGCGCAAGAUGAAGUUGCUGGCCAGGAACGACAAAAUGUUGCAGCAGUUCGAGGAAUCAAUUUCAUUCAUGGCGCAGAACACGUUGUGGUCGCAGCGUCAACGAUUCGACAGCUUCGCACCUGUUCGCAGGAAGAUCUACGCGCAAUGGCUUGUUGACGGACGCGACUACAUGUGGAAUGUCUCGCGGGCGAUCAGCAUGGCUCGGGAUGUCAUCUACAUUCACGACUGGUGGCUCAGCCCUGAGCUGUACUUGCGUCGUCCAGCGGCUAUCAGCCAAAAGUGGAGAUUGGACAGACUGCUCCAGCGCAAGGCUCAGGAAGGUGUCAAGAUCUUCGUCAUCAUGUACCGCAACAUUGGUGCAGCCAUCCCCAUCGACUCGGAAUACUCCAAGUUUUCGCUACUUGAUCUGCAUCCAAAUGUCUUUGUCCAACGGUCACCGAAUCAGAUUCGUCAAAACACCUUCUUCUGGUCGCACCAUGAAAAAAUUUGUGUCAUUGAUCAUACAGUGGCCUUUUGUGGCGGUGUUGAUCUGUGCCUUGGUCGAUGGGAUACACCGCAGCAUGCUGUAAUGGACGACAAGCCAACAGGCUUUGAGCUCGACGACACGCCAAAGGAUGCCGACCACUGUCAGUUGUGGCCUGGCAAGGAUUACUCGAACCCUCGUGUUCAAGACUUCUUUGCGCUAGAUAAGCCCUACGAAGAAAUGUACGACCGCUCCAAGGUCCCCAGGAUGCCUUGGCACGAUAUUGGAAUGCAGAUUGUUGGGCAGCCAGCUCGCGAUCUCACGAGGCAUUUUGUACAGCGAUGGAACUAUCUGCUUCGUCAACGGAAGCCGUCUCGACCGACUCCGUUCCUGCUUCCGCCACCAGACUUCAACCCAGCCGACAUUGAGGCUCUCGGCCUUGAUGGCACGUGCGAGGUCCAGAUUUUGCGGUCAGCAUGUGCUUGGUCGCUAGGAACGCCAAACAAGGUGGAGCACAGCAUCAUGAAUGCCUAUGUCCAGAUGAUUGCCACGUCUGAGCACUUUGUGUACAUUGAAAACCAAUUCUACAUUAGCAGUAGUGAGGUUUUGGGUACAAAGAUUGAAAACAAGAUCAACGACGCUUUGGUGGAUCGCAUCAAACGUGCCCACGCCAAUGACGAGGAUUGGAGGGCUUGCAUCAUGCUUCCGCUCAUGCCAGGCUACCAGAACACGGUCGAUGAGCAAGAGGGUAGCAGCGUUCGGCUCAUCAUGACAUGUCAGUAUCACAGCAUCUGUCGUGGCGAGUCCUCUAUCUUUGGACGACUCCGUGCGGCUGGUAUCGAGCCAGAAGACUACAUCCAAUUCUACGCACUGCGGUCGUGGGGUGAAAUUGGGCCCAACAAGAUGAUCGUCACUGAGCAGUUGUACAUCCAUGCCAAGGUCAUGAUUGUAGACGACCGGGUGGCAAUCAUUGGUUCGGCCAACAUUAACGAGCGCUCUAUGCUGGGAUCACGAGACUCUGAAAUUGCGGCUGUUGUCCGUGACACUGAACUUCUCGACUCUUACAUGGCCGGACAGCCAUACAAGGUUGGCAAGUUCCCGCACACACUACGUAUGCGUCUGAUGCGCGAACAUUUGGGCAUCGAUGUUGAUAGCAUUACCGAGGAUGACCUCAUCAGCCAAUUGGCGUCUGAUGCUGAUAGUGUUGGCUUCCACACCGAGUCUUCUGGACCGAAUUCACCCACGGCGCAACGUGCGACCGAGCAGAAGCUAGAGGAAAACAAGCAUAAGAUGCAGGACGAACUCAUAGCACGUGCCGAGAAGCUUCAUAGCUUCAAUCAUGACUUUGAUUGGGCACAGGAGGAGAAUCCUCAUCUGCAGAAUAGCAAGAAGCCAUCUGGCGAUGCUCGCGUGCAACACAACGAGAAGCAUGAGAAGGAUGUGCAUGGCGAGGGUGUAGAUCACAUGCUAGAGCUUGAGAAGAAUCGGCCUACGGUCGCUCAUGCUCGCGACUCUUACAUUGAUGAACACGGCUACGAAAAACUUGUCACAGAUGUCGCCGCAGAGAACACGCCUAAGAAGAGCUCGACGACUCGAACUCGUGGCCGUAGCGGCACAACUGGUACCCGCAACAGCGGUCUGAGCAACCAAACGGAAGGCUACGCCGGCCUUCCACCACCUCGUAUGCCACGAAUGGACACUACCAAACUUGGCCUCACACAACUCAGCCAACUCCCCGCCUUGCCUCUUCUCGACGACUCAGACAUUGGCGGUCCGCCUCUGCAACGCACAUUUAGCUAUGCCUCUUCCUCCGUCAUCAAUCCUCUCCUCGCUGAAAUGCGCCGUCCUGUUGUUACGGAAGACUGUAUGCGCGACCCAAUCAACGACUCCUUCUUUCUCGACACGUGGCAUCAGGUUGCUGAGAACAACACGAAGCUGUUCCGUCAGGUCUUCCGUUGUAUGCCCGACAAUGAUGUCCGCACGUGGAAAGAAUACCAAGAAUACGCUGCCUUUGCCGAACGGUUUGCCAAAUAUCAGGGCGGCGAGAAGAGCCAGCAACAUCGUGCACAGGAUGCAGCUGGUAAAACAGGACCGCCAGGGGCGAAUACAGGACUCACCGAUAAAAUGGGGAAUGUAGGAAAGACUGUCGGUGCACAGGCAACGGCUCUGGGCGACAAACUAAGUGAUAAGUUGGGAAAUCAGAAUGAAAAGAGUGGUGGUGGUGCACAAGAUUCCUCCCACCCGAACCAUCACUCGCGCAUCGGCGGCGUAGAACAGUGGGCUGAAGACCAAGACAAGCGCGUACAAUCGCAGUCCCCGCCUCCACCACCUGGCUUCAGUAACGGCGGUCUCCACCUGGAAACCAACGCGUCGAAUGAAAAACACGGCCUCGCACCCAACGAGCCAGCAGACGAUGCCGUCGUCUCCCCAAUGAACCCUUCCCCCAUCGGCAAAACAUUCACCUUCCCCGCCCCACCCCCCAUUCCCACCGACCCAGACACCUCCACCACCACCACAAACACGAAUCCACGCACCCGCAACGUCACCAUCACCGAACCCAUCCACCCCAACACCAACACCAACACGCCUCCCACCCGCACGAGCACCAAGCGCUCCCGCCGCCGCGCCACAACCAAGUCCAGCACCCGCCAGUUCCACGCCGCAGACGCGGACAUUAUGCUCGACAAGGAAGAUGCGAAGAAGUUGCUCGAGUUGGUGCAGGGCCAUUUGGUGGUUUGGCCGUAUGAUUGGCUGGAGAGUGAGGAGAGAGGGGGUGGCUGGCUGUAUAACGUGGAUCAGAUUGCGCCGUUGGAGAUUUAUAAUUGA